Molecule: messenger RNA, 1464 nt
Organism: Thermothielavioides terrestris NRRL 8126
Lineage: Eukaryota; Fungi; Ascomycota; Sordariomycetes; Sordariales; Chaetomiaceae
Exons: 2
Coding region: 1-1464 (487 amino acids)
Cellular component (GO): mitochondrion
Source: RefSeq, a predicted model, not a curated record
AUGGGUUCGCGAUUUCCCGACGUCGGUUUUCCCAUUAGGGUCUCUCAAACACAGAAGCAGCACAUCUCUCCGGCCGAUGACCUCCACCGGUACUGGAGGAGCCAAGCAGAGGAAGGCUACCUUGAGCGCUACUGGCCCGACGACCUCGGCCACGAUGCUUGGAUCAACACCAUUCGCCGGCUCCUUCUCGAACCAUUUCCCGAGUUCGCCGACGCCGAGAUCAAAUACUUUGCCAAUGGCACCUUCAACCGCCUCUACAGCAUCACCCAUGCCGGCUGGAACAAAUCGUACCUCUUCCGCGUGUCGAUCCCCGUCGAGCCCUUCUUCAAGACUGAGAGCGAGAUCGCGACGAUGGAAUACGUCCGGCGACACACGUCUAUGCCCGUCCCCCGGGUGAUUGCUUUCUCCUCGAGCGACGACAACGAGCUGGGAUACGAAUGGAUCCUGAUGGAGAUGAUGCCGGGCGAGCCGCUUCGCAAGGUCUGGAAUACGAUGCCCGAGCCCGCGAGGGUCGAGUUCUUCGCAGAGCUGGCGGGCCACGUCAAGCAGCUGGCUGCCCUGCGCUUCAGCGCGUUCGGCAACAUCUAUUUCGCAGACGUCGCCGAUCAGGUUCUGUCGAUCCCACUUCCCCAGCGAGCCCAGCCCGACGCUGGCGUGGACGACGGCGCAGACAAAGACAUUGGUCCCGGCGGAGCGUUCGUGCUCGGCCGCAUCGUGUCGCAGGAUUUCUUCUUCGACAAGCGCGUCUACUACCCCGGCUCCCGCGGGCCCUUCCAGACCACCCGUGAGCUGGUCGACGCUCGCGUCGCCCUCCUCGGCAAACGAAUCAGCGACCUCUCGCCCACCGAGGGUCAAGCCUGGUACUGCGAGAACGACCGCGAGCUGGCACGCCACCGGGACCGCGUCUACGAGCUCUUCGACCAGCUGAAGGCCCUGGUGCCGCAGCUCGUCCCGCCGGACAACGGACCUGAGGACGUGGGCAUGCUCUGGCACGACGACCUGUCGGAGCACAACCUCCUGGUCGACCCGGCCACAUUCAAGCUCACCGCCGUCGUCGACUGGGAAUCGGUCAGCGUGGUGCCGGCGUACGAGACGCACGACGCCGUGCCCGCGUUCCUCUCGGACCGCGACUGGCGGCCGACGCCGCUGACGCUGCUCGCGCGCGGCGUGCCGCCCAACGACGAGGCCAUCGCGGCCGACAAGCGGCGGCGCGCCGCCGAGCUGGGCCCCGCCCGCCGCGCGUACUUCGGGGCCCUCGGCCCGCUCUACGACGACGCCGCGCCCGAGACAAGGCUGCGCGUCCGCGCCAAGCAGGGCCUGGCCAAGCAGCUGGAGAUUGCCAGCUUCCAGCACCGGCCGUGGUGGACGGCUGCGUGGCUUGCCGAGAACGGGGUUGAUGGGUGCUUGCGGCAGGGAGAGGAGGACGCUGAUGCGGCGGCUGAGCCGGAAUGCGCGAGGGCUUAG